Molecule: messenger RNA, 1438 nt
Organism: Sphaerodactylus townsendi
Lineage: Eukaryota; Metazoa; Chordata; Lepidosauria; Squamata; Sphaerodactylidae
Gene: MNX1
Product: motor neuron and pancreas homeobox 1
Exons: 3
Coding region: 1-1071 (356 amino acids)
Biological process (GO): spinal cord motor neuron cell fate specification; central nervous system development; neuron projection morphogenesis
Cellular component (GO): nucleus
Molecular function (GO): DNA-binding transcription factor activity, RNA polymerase II-specific; sequence-specific double-stranded DNA binding
Source: RefSeq, a predicted model, not a curated record
AUGGAGAAGUCGCAGAGCUUCCGCAUCGACGCGCUGCUGGCGGCCGAGCCCCCCAAGUCGGGGGUGGGCUCGACGCCCCAGACGGCGCCGCUGGCCCUGGUCACCUCGGCCGGGCCGGCGGGGCGCAGCAGCAGCGCCUCCAGCUCGGGCAGCUCGGGCAGCUCCGGCCGCCCCCGCGGCAGCCCCUCUCCGCCGCCCGGCCUGCUGGGGGUCCCGUGCGGCCUGGGGCCCAAGUCGGCCUUCCUGGGCGGCGGCGGCGUGGGCGGCGGGGGUCCCGGGGCCGGCCCCCACUCGGCGCUGGGGCUGCACCCGGUCGGGCCGCCGCCCGCCGCCCUCUACGGCCCGGCCGUCUACGGCUACCCGGCGCUCGCCUCGCAGCACCCGGCCGCCCUGGCCUACCCGUACGGGCCGCCGCCCCCCGCCGCCGCCGCCGGAGACCCCCUCAAGCUGGCCGCCGCCGCCGCAGGCACCUUCCAGUUGGACCAGUGGCUGCGCGCCUCCACCGCCGGCAUGAUCCUGCCCAAGAUGCCCGACUUCAACGCCCAGGCGCAGUCCAACCUGCUGGGCAAAUGCCGCCGCCCGCGCACCGCCUUCACCAGCCAGCAGCUGCUGGAGCUGGAGCACCAGUUCAAGCUGAACAAGUACCUGUCCCGGCCGAAGCGCUUCGAGGUGGCCACGUCGCUCAUGCUCACCGAGACGCAGGUGAAAAUUUGGUUCCAGAACCGGCGCAUGAAGUGGAAACGGAGCAAGAAGGCCAAGGAGCAGGCUGCGCAAGAGGCGGAGAAGCAGAAAGGAGGUGGUGCAUUGGGGGAGGACAAGGUGGGGGAUGAGCUGCCCCCAGGUGGGGCAGAGAAGAGUGCUGGGGGGCGCCGGUUGCGAGAGCUCAGGGACAGUGACCUGGAAGAAGAGGAGGAGGAGGAGGAUGAAGAUGACGAUGAUGAAGAGGACCGACCUGGACACUGCUGCCCCUAUGGCUCCCCAGAUUGCUCUGACGGGGACGAGGAUGGAAGGCAGCCCCGUAGCAGGCAUGGGGGACCACACCCACCACUGCCCCCAGCCCCAGCUCCCUAAGUCCCAGGAUUCCAGGGCCAGUCACUCCCUUGACUCCGGUUUCCCAAAAGAUUCUGCCCUCCAAGAAUCCAUUGGCUGCUCCGUGGCUGAAGUCAGGAGUUCUUCUGGUGCCAUAUUUUUUUAUCAUCAAAUCACGUGACUCUUGGUGACCUCAUAGGGUUUUUAAGAUAAGAGAGGUUCAGAGGUGGUUUGCCAUUGCCUGCUCCUUUCUCACAGCCCUGGACUUCCUUGGUGGUUUCCCAUCCAAAUACUAACCAGUGAUAGCCAUGCUCAGCUUCUGAGAUCUGGCGACAUCCAGCUGCUAGCCUGUGUAGGUCAGGUAAUACUACUAAUGCUAUCUUGGUCAGGUGACACCACUAAAGCUUAC